AUUGUUUAUGGAAAAACCCUAUAACACCUGAGUUGCAGCGAGAGAGCAACCGCAGUUGUCUAAUCUCCAUGGCCACUUCUCAGCUCUUCUUCCGCCUACGCUACCGCCGCUGUCCUUCUCUCCUCCCCCCUACGACGCCUCGUACCAUCGCACCUUUCUUCCGAUCAAACUCCACUUCCUCCAACUCCGAGGCGCAGGCUCCCGAUCCCCCUCGCCGCCGCCGCUUACCUCCGCCCCGGCCGCACAAAUUUUCAGAACCCUCGGAUUUUGUCGGUAGUUGGAAUCCGACCGACGAUCCUCGCGAGGCAAAAAUUAGGCUUGGGCGAUUGCAUCGGGAUUACCAGAAGCAUAUGAAGCAGAUCCGUGCCGAGUACGCGUACGAGAUGGAGCUGCUGGGGAUCGAGAAGCAGAAAAAGGAUGAAGCCCGCCGCGACGCGCUUCGCCUUGCCAACGAGGAACGGAACAAGGUAAAGGCUGCGGCCGCCGAGAUCCGCGCUGCAGAGAGCAAGGCCUUCCAGGAGGAGCUCCGCCAAACCCUCUUGAAGGAAAGACAACAGAAGCUGGAAAGUUGGAGGGGAAAAGAGAAAUUAUUGACAGAAAAGAGAGCUGACAAGAAUGAGCUUCUUCGUCGUCAGAGUUCAGAAUGGGUUUCAGAGGAUAAGUUGGAGGACAGGAUAAUGGCAGCAAUUAUAGGUACCACAAUCCUUUAAUUCAUUGUGUUCUUUGUUUGUGUCAGGUUUGCUCUUUUUUCAAAGUCGUAGAUUGUCCUGUCAUUCGGAAUCCUUCAGUUCAAUAAUGUAAACUGAUAAUCAACUAAUAGUCUGAAGUUGCUUUCUUCAGUAGUUGUUUUUCA
Messenger RNA from Zingiber officinale, 853 nucleotides. RefSeq lists its product as uncharacterized. The coding region runs from base 69 to 710 and encodes 213 amino acids. The transcript has 2 exons. NCBI's taxonomy places the organism in Eukaryota, Viridiplantae, Streptophyta, Magnoliopsida, Zingiberales, Zingiberaceae. The record is from RefSeq and is a predicted model, not a curated record.